This is a messenger RNA of Daphnia pulex (common water flea), 471 nucleotides long. RefSeq lists its product as uncharacterized. The record is from RefSeq and is a predicted model, not a curated record. NCBI's taxonomy places the organism in Eukaryota, Metazoa, Arthropoda, Branchiopoda, Diplostraca, Daphniidae. The coding region runs from base 1 to 360 and encodes 119 amino acids. The transcript is spliced from 3 exons. Gene Ontology annotation, cellular component: mitochondrion.
AUGGCAGAUAAACAAGGAAAAGGUAUCCCAAUUUUACCCGAAGCCGAAGCAGUUGUUGCUCGAGCAAAACUUAGGGACGCACUGAAAGCUGAAUUUCGCAAGAAAUUAACUCAUCCCUAUCGUCUCCAAGAACCUGGCUACAUAUUUGAUCCAGCCAUUCAGCGAUAUGCAUCCAUGAAGGCUUCAAAUUUUGAUUACUUCAAGGUUACUCCUAAAACAACCAAAUAUGGUCUGGUGCCUAUGCUUUGUACAGUCUUUGGAUUUGCCUGGCUCUGUCAAACAAAACGGGAUGAAUACGAAAACAAACUUAGAACAGGUCAGAUUUCAUAUGCGGACAGAGUUUUCAAGUUUACAGUUUAGUUCAAAUAAGUAUAUGACUAGUAUGUAAUAAGCUGAAGAAGCUUAUUUGAUCUUAGUCCUGCUGGUAUGUGUACUGCAAAUGUUGUAAUAAAAGGGAAUGAGGUACAAUAA